UCUCCUGGCCUGUGAUUGGAGGACGAACUGUCAGGUGACACACCAGGAAGUGCUGGCAGUCGAGAGUACAGUGAGAGCGAGAAUUCUGUGUUGUGGUGACAGUCAGUGUAGGCAUGGAGGGCUUUCAGCUGGAGGAGACCGAGAGCAGAGCUACAUACUCCAUACCACAGGGGGAGACCAUGAUAGGAAGAGGAGCCUUCCUGGGGGUUUCAGAUAAGAGAGUGUCAAGAAAUCAUGCUGUACUAGAGGUGGUAGAUGACAAGCUCCGCAUUAAACCGGUACACGUGAAUCCUUGUUUUUAUCAAGCCUCUCACAACGACACCUUUAUACCUUUGAAAAGAGAUGAAUGGUUUUGGCUGCACUCUGGUGACUGCAUCUCCCUCUUACCAGACAAAUACUCUUUUCGGGUCAUUGCAAAACAUCCUUUACAGGAGGCAACACUGAGGAAUAGUCAAGCACUUGAUGAAGGAUGUGAAUUAAAUAAUGGCUCUCCAUGUUCCACAAGAGACUGUGGGGCAAAAAUUGAAGUGGAAGAACCUUCCUGCUCAGGCAUGGAUAAUAUCAAGCCAGUUUCAUCACGACCAUGUGAAAAGGGAAAAGAUGAAAACUGCACUGAUUUGUCCAGUGCUGUAACCUAUAAAGUGGAUGUAGAACAAUCCAGACCUGCACCAAGAAAACGUACCCUUCCAAAGUGGAUGUUGCAGGGCGAUCUCACAAUUCAGAGUCUCCCAUCUCCUGUGGUUAAAGCAGGAAAGAAGAGAAGGAAUGUAACAGCUAAGACAAAAAUAACUGUAGACGGUGGCACAGAAAAGAGGCAACGACAUCCUAUUAAAUCGAAGGAUGAUGGAGAUGAAGGUGUUAUGAAGAAGAGUAAGGUUGUAGUGCAAACAGAGGAUUUGCCUGGAACUUCCACUGAAGCUGUCCCAGCAAGUGUAGAACAUGAAAUCUCAGUUGAGCCUGUAAUAGAAAAUGAAGACGAAAUGGAGGUUGAAAGUCAUGACCACUCUCCUUGUCCAUCACCCAGACUGGAAUCAAGUGGCAGCCCAGCUGGCAGUUCUGCUACUAAACCAUGUCAAACUUCAGAUUCUCCAGCAGGGCACAAUGGCAUAAGCCAAAAUAGCAGAUCACCACAGACUGCACAGCAAGCUUCGAAGCCUAGACCGCCUUGUAUGUAUGCUGAACACUGCUACAGAAAAAAUCCAGUUCACUUUCAGGAGUUCAGUCAUCCCGGAGACGGUGAUUAUCGCGACAGUGGGAGUCAGGAAGAUGACGAUGAUGACCGGCCAGAGUGUCCCUAUGGUACUGAUUGUUACAGGAAAAAUCCACAGCACAAGCUGGAAUACAAGCAUACUAAACCUCCAG
Messenger RNA from Rana temporaria (common frog), 1362 nucleotides. It is a transcript of the gene APLF, whose product is annotated as aprataxin and PNKP like factor. Gene Ontology annotation, biological process: double-strand break repair. Gene Ontology annotation, cellular component: site of double-strand break; nucleus. Lineage: Eukaryota; Metazoa; Chordata; Amphibia; Anura; Ranidae. Gene Ontology annotation, molecular function: 3'-5' exonuclease activity; DNA-(apurinic or apyrimidinic site) endonuclease activity; protein binding. The record is from RefSeq and is a predicted model, not a curated record.